AUGGAGGGGAAGUGGUGCUGCAGAUGGUCCCGUGCAGCCAGUGCUAUGUCGUGCGCUGCUCUCACUGUGAGCGAUGGGUCCACCUGCAAGGAAGGGGCGGGAGAAGAAUGGAGGGCAGGGGAGCGAUGGGGGAAGAGUGAGGGAGUAGAUCGACUCUGCUAUGUGCGCCCCUUUUCCCCAUCCCCCACCUCUAUGUGCGCCCCUUUUCCCCAUCCCCCACCUCUAUGUGCGCCCCUUUUCCCCUUCCCCCACCUCUAUGUGCGCCCCUUUUCCCCAUCCCCCACCUCUAUGUGCGCCCCUUUCCCCCCUCCCCCACCUCUAUGUGCGCCCCUUUUCCCCAUCCCCCACCUCUAUGUGCGCCCCUUUUCCCCAUCCCCCACCUCUAUGUGCGCCCCUUUUCCCCCUCCCCCACCUCUAUGUGCGCCCCUUUUCCCCUUCCCCCACCUCUAUGUGCGCCCCUUUUCCCCCUCCCCCACCUCUAUGUGCGCCCCUUUUCCCCUUCCCCCACCUCUAUGUGCGCCCCUUUUCCCCCUCCCCCACCUCUAUGUGCGCCCCUUUUCCCCAUCCCCCACCUCUAUGUGCGCCCCUUUUCCCCAUCCCCCACCUCUAAGUGCGCCCCUUUUCCCCAUCCCCCACCUCCUCGUGCGCCCCUUUCCCCUCCCCCCCACCUCUAUGUGCGCAUCCACAUGCAGCCAUGGCCCCAUGCGCCUGCCCUUUCCCCUCCAUGGCCCCAUGCGCCUGCCCCUUUUCUCCCUUUCCCAAUUCCCCCUUCCACCUCGUCCCCAUUUCCUCCCGUUCCUUCCCCCCCCCCCCCACCUCUAUGUGCGCGUCCACAUGCAGCCAUGGCCCCAUGCGCCUACCUCUCACGCCAACCACCGCCCUAUGCACAUGCCCCUUACCCCAGUCCCUCCCUUUCCCUUCAGCACACACCUCUAUGUGCGCAUCCACAUGCAGCCAUGGCCCCAUGCGCCUGCCCCUCAGGUUGUGACAGCCCUGGGGGGGAAGGUGGAGGUGUGGGGGAAUGGCAAAAGGGGGAGGGGGGGAGGGGAGGAAGAGGGAGGGGAGGAGGGGGGAGGGAAGGAGGGGAGGAAGGGGAGGAGAGGAGGAGAAAAGGAGGGGUAG
Messenger RNA from Closterium sp. Naga37s-1, 1122 nucleotides. Lineage: Eukaryota; Viridiplantae; Streptophyta; Zygnematophyceae; Desmidiales; Closteriaceae. The record is from the annotation of a GenBank genome assembly.